This is a messenger RNA of Dinoponera quadriceps, 2163 nucleotides long. It is a transcript of the gene Mob4, whose product is annotated as MOB kinase activator-like 4. NCBI's taxonomy places the organism in Eukaryota, Metazoa, Arthropoda, Insecta, Hymenoptera, Formicidae. The transcript has 4 exons. Gene Ontology annotation, cellular component: cytoplasm. The record is from RefSeq and is a predicted model, not a curated record. Bases 99 to 764 code for a protein of 221 amino acids.
GCGUUGCUUUCUCGCCAGCGGUGCUCGCGUCUCGCCGCUCCGCCUCGCGAAAUCGAGGGUGCUGGUGCACACGAGAGUCGAGUGCAACAACUGGCAAAAUGAAGAUGGCGGACGGACCCACGAUCCUGCGAAGAAACAGGCCCGGGACAAAAGCAGAGGACUUCAGUAGGUGGCCUGAUGAACCAUUCGAGGAGAUGGAUAGCACGCUGGCAGUGCAGCAGUACAUUCAACAGAUGAUCAGAAGAGAUCCGUCUAACAUCGAUUUGAUACUUAACAUGCCGGAGGCCAACGACGAGGGGGUGUGGAAGUACGAGCAUCUCAGGCAGUUCUGUAUGGAGCUGAACGGGUUGGCGGUGAGGUUACAGGAAGAAUGCCAUCCUGAAACGUGCACACAGAUGACGGCGACGGAACAGUGGAUAUUUCUGUGCGCCGCUCACAAGACUCCCAAGGAGUGCCCCGCGAUCGACUACACGCGACACACGCUGGACGGAGCGGCGUGUUUACUCAACAGCAACAAGUAUUUCCCCAGCAGAAUCAGUAUCAAGGAAUCUUCCGUAGCAAAACUUGGCUCCGUCUGCCGCAGGGUUUACAGAAUCUUCUCUCACGCAUACUUCCACCACAGAACGAUAUUCGACGAAUUUGAGAACGAGACUUUUCUUUGCCGCAGGUUUACCGCUUUUGUAACCAAAUACAAUCUGAUGUCGAAGGACAAUUUGAUAGUACCUAUUAUGGAAGGCGACGGCGCAACGGAGAGUGAAGCAUAGGAUCUAACGAUGCGGUCGUAUUGCCCGAAGUCCAAUUGCCAGAUUUAGUAGGAGGAGCUGCUAAUAUUCACGCGUUAUUCCAAACGGGGUCAGUAAAAACUCACUCUUGCUUGAAUAGUGCGACUUUCUUGCGACCUUUCAUAUCUGUCCCCCCGACACCCGUUAAAUGGAAUAUUCUUCUCUCGAUGAGUAUUUUAAUAAUUAUCAAUAAUAGUUUCUCAAAUAGUUUUCUCUUGGUAUCAUUCUGUACAUGUAACGCGGCGUAUUACUCGCGUCCGAUAAACGUAUCUUUCGUGUUUCUUCGUUCCCUUCUCCAACGUUAAAAAUCUCGGGACGGUCGUUAAAACGAAGAAUCCGUUGAAACUAUUGCCGAGUUUUCGAAAACACACGCUAUGUGGUAAUUAAAAAAAAAUAUGUUAAUAAUAUAUCAUGUUUGAAAUAGUACGAUGUUACGAAACUUUUAACCCUGUGCUGUCGAAUUUACUAUUGGCCACUUCCCGCGGAGGGAAGUGCCUCCUCCCUCAUUCUACAUUUUGAAUGUAUAACGAUUAGACUUUGCAAGUCUCUUCUGUAAAAAGACUACGUAUCUAUAUAUUGAAAACGUAUGUGUAAUGGAACAAUAUACUGUAUAAUUCAUAACUCAUUUAUACUUAGUUACGUAAGUUAACGGUUGUUUGUAAUUUCGGGAAGCAUUCGUAACGUUAUUCCGUCGUGUGGGCGACAUCCUAAAAAUUGUAUACUCGUUAUAUUUAUCAGCUCUGUAUAUGCGAGAUACUAAUGUCGGAUUAUAAUUAUAAUCUGCAAUUUAUUUCGAGGUGAGAGCGUUUCUGACUUGAGAAAUGAAAAUUAUGUAGACAGAUCUUUUGACAUUGCAUACACAUUGUUAGUUUUGUUAGCUAAAGUGAAUGAAAAGAUCCAGGCUCGUCUUUCUGAGGAGCUGCUAUAUCAUACUACUCGUAAAAAAAAAAACUGGCUUUUUGCAAAAUGAUAAAAUGUACAAGUCUUUCAGCCUGAACAUAUUGACGAGACCGUAUCUAUCACGUAAUUACUUUUUUACUAUGAGAUUUAAGAAAUCUAGUUUUAAACCAUGAUUCUUACGAACGUUAUAAACGUGUUAAAAGCGGCUCGAUGAAAAACAAGAUACCGUUAAACAGAGAUUUCCAACGAGCUGAAAGCUUCGAACGUUUGUUGUCGGUGUGUACAAUUGGUGACACUAAGAAAAAGAAAGAAAGAGAGAGAGAGAGAAUGCGAAUUUAUAUAAACGAUUGUAGAAUUUUACAUAUUAUGUUACUGUAAGGACAAAAGUGUUGAUCUGGAACGAUCGUAGUAACCAUCAUCACGUAGUUGAUCUUUGUAAAACCUAUUAUUAGAGAGAGAUAUAGUGAUGAAUGUGCUNAUA